Messenger RNA from Cydia amplana, 1970 nucleotides. RefSeq lists its product as uncharacterized. The record is from RefSeq and is a predicted model, not a curated record. NCBI's taxonomy places the organism in Eukaryota, Metazoa, Arthropoda, Insecta, Lepidoptera, Tortricidae. The coding region runs from base 54 to 1325 and encodes 423 amino acids. The transcript is spliced from 2 exons.
GUGCCUUCGUUUAAAAGUGUUUGUGCCUUCGUUUGUCAUAAAUACAGGUUAAUAUGUCUACCGAAAUGGAGAAAUUAAAAAAGUUACGUGUUAUACGCUCACAGUGCAAAGGAACCAUUACAAGAAUCGACAGUUUUGUCAAGGAUCCCGUAGCUUUGGCAGCCGCCAGCGCCGAUAUAUUAGAGGCGCGUAAAGAGAAGCUUAUUUCCACCUUAAAAGAUUACGAAAAGGUGCAAAUGGACAUCCUAAGCAUUGAUGAAGGCGACGGUGAACAGGUGGGAGAUAUUGAAGAGAAAUACUAUUCCAUAUUAGCAAAAAUAAAUAGCUCUCUUAAAAUGUUAAAUACAAAAGUGACUUCGGAGUGCCACAACGCAUCCACAUGUAAGUUACCCACAAUUGAAAUACCCUUUUAUGACGGAAAGGAUUUCACUAAAUUUAAACCCUUUUUCGACUUAUUUACUGCUGUCAUUGAUCGGAAUACCUCGCUGUCUGAUGUGCAAAAGCUUUUUUAUUUGAGAAAGUACCUACAGGACGAUGCGUUGGCGGUUAUUCUGAAUUUGCCGUUGGUAAAUGAGUCAUAUAAAGAAGCAAUACAAUUAUUAAAAAAGAGAUUUGACAAUAAGGCUAGAUUAGUUGCAAAUCAUAUAGGUAUAUUGUUAGAUAUUUCUAAUAUACAAAAGGGCACAGCGGCUUCCAUACGAACAUUUGUUUCACAAAUAAAUCAACAGAUGCAUGCAUUAAAAAAUCUAGAUGAACCCGUUGAUAAAUGGGACAUGCUUUUGAUAUCAAUUUUGACUCGAAAGUUAGAUCAAUUCACAAACCGGGCAUACCAAUUAGACCGGGACUCAGACACCAUGCCUACGAUGGCUGGUUUCAUUGAAUAUUUAGAAAAGCGUGCUAUAGCGCUCGAAGAUAGUCAUCAAAAUAAACAUAGUACCUACUAUGAUGGUGCUAACAAACAUGUUAAUAAUAAAAGUACUUGCUAUGAAGGUACUCACAAAUCAAUACCUAAGGUUACAAAUGUGGUAUCGAAGUCGUUGCCGCCCUGUAGGUAUUGUGAUAAUAAAGACCAUCAGAUAUAUAACUGUCCUAUAUUUAAAAUUUUGCCUAUCGCUCAGAGGCAAUCUUAUGUAAAUGAAAAGCACAUGUGUAAUGUAUGCCUUAAUAACCAUGAUGGUAAAUGUAAAUUUACUUUUAAAUGUAAAAUGUGUAAACAGGGCCACAACACAUUGCUGCAUCAGGAGCGCAAUGUGAAUGUGGACAAGCCCAGGACAAAUAAUGAUGACAGUCAGCAGCCACUAUCAUCCGAUGCUGGGCUGCAUUAAAACUGAAAAUGGACCGGUAUUUCAGAAUACCAUGUUAGGAUAUGUUGUCGGAGGAAGUAUCCCCGAGCAAGGUACUACAUGUAAUAUUGUAACAAAUUUAAUUAAUAUAUCUGAUGGUGAAAAAUUGGAAAAUGUAAUGGAGCAAUUUUGGCUCUCUGAAAAGCUUCCUGAAGUGGAAAAAUCUACAAAUGAUGAGUUUAUUCAAGCUGAAAAAAUAUUUCAGGACUCUGUAUCACUAAAAGACAAUAUAUUUUAUGUUGAUAUGCCAUUAGCUUUCCCCAUGGAAGAGUUAGGCCUAGGUGACUCAUUUUCUGUUGCCUAUAAUAGAUUCAUAAUGUUAGAAAAAAGGUUACAAAAAGAUCCUUUGUUAUUUGAACAAUAUAAAAAAUUUAUUGACCUAUAUCUGGAAUUAGGACAUGCAAAGAUAGUUGAUAUUGAGGGUUAUGAUUUAAAUGGUCCUGUGUUUUUUCUAGGACACCACUGCGUGUUCAAUCCUUCCAGUCGAACCUCACCUCAUCGUGUGGUCUUUGAUGGAUCAAUGAGAUCUAGAAAUGGGACAUCGCUGAAUCAAGUCAUGCUGAACGGACCUGUUGUACAGAGUGAGCUCUUUGAUAUCCUUAUUUUAUUCAGGACUUAUCCCUUUAU